Messenger RNA from Hydra vulgaris (swiftwater hydra), 952 nucleotides. RefSeq names its product GAS2-like protein pickled eggs. The record is from RefSeq and is a predicted model, not a curated record. NCBI's taxonomy places the organism in Eukaryota, Metazoa, Cnidaria, Hydrozoa, Anthoathecata, Hydridae. Gene Ontology annotation, biological process: actin crosslink formation. Gene Ontology annotation, cellular component: actin filament. Gene Ontology annotation, molecular function: microtubule binding; actin filament binding; cytoskeletal adaptor activity.
UAUUGACAAGCACCUAUAAUAAUGCCAACUUUAGAAGAUGAAGAUUAUUUUAUGGUUCAAAUAAAUGAAAGAAAUGAAAAAAGUCUUAUUCCAUUAAUGGAAGAUGUUGCGGAAUGGUUGUCGACAUACAUUUGUUUAGAUAUAAAUGUAAAUAACUUUUUAGAUAUGUUAGAUGAUGGGGUAGCCUUAUGCAUGCUCGCUAUAAAAAUUCAAAAACUUUCUAAAGAAAGUAAAGUAAAAAGCAAGAUUUUAUCUAAUGAAGCAUAUAUCAUUCCAGAAGUUUUACCCCCCUUUGAAUUUAAUUUUCAUCAUCAAGUUAAAAAAAAAUCAUUUUUUGCUCGUGAGAAUGCUGAGAAUUUUUUAAAAUGGUGUCGUAAGAUUGGUAUUAGAGAUUCAACUUUAUUUGUUUCAGAGGAUCUUGUUUUACAUAAGCAAACUAAAAAUAUUAUUUUAACACUUUUGGAACUUGGCAGAAUCGUACAUCGGUAUGGUAUUGAAGUAGUUCCCUCUAUUGUGAACUUAGAAAUAGAAAUAGAAGAAGAAAAUCAAAACAGUUUUGAUUGGAUGCGAAAUGUUACGAUUCGCAAAAAGAAAAGAUGUAAAACUUUAGACCUCGAUGCAAAGGUGCAGCGCUGUGCCAGAAAAUACAAUGUUGCUGUCGAAAAAAUUUCUGAAGGAAAAUAUCUGAUUAAUAAAAAACUGUCUGUUUUCAUAAGAACUUUGCGGAGUCACAUAAUGGUACGCGUUGGAGGAGGUUGGGAUGAGUUGGACAGUUUUUUAAAUCGCCAUAACCCUGAUAAACAAAGAUCUAAACUGUCUUUUAUUUCAGCUUGAUGAUUGUGAUGGAUUUGAAUAGAAGAUUUUGAAUUUGUUAUGUGUAUUACGUUUAAUGUGUUGCGUUUAAAAAUUUUGGCAGAGAUUUUAUACGGAAAAAAAAGAUUUCGAUUUUAAA